UAUUGAUAUUACUCCGUAUAAUUUUCUUUCCUUCCCUUUUAAUUUAACAGUCCUGAACAGAGCUAUUCUUUGUAUUGGUUCCUCUUUUUUGCCUUUUUUCUCUCAAACUUUCUUGUUGAUAAAUUGGAUUCUUCAAAACAUAUCUGAUCUUCACUCUUUUCUCUCUUUAGUUUUCUCUUUUGCCCUUUUGGCUUUUAAAUACAAUGGUCUGAUCUUCAUGCGAAUCUGAGUAGAAAGCAUGGAAAACAGAGCUGCCAUGUACAUGUCCACUCCAGUCAAGUUCAGUGAACACAAACGGCAAACUAAAAUGUGCCGGGCAUUUCCGGGCAGAAGGUUUUCUGGUCGGAGCUCGCCGGAGGCGAAUGCCGGGCUGCCCAGAGUUUUGCGGAUAUCUGUGACUGACGUGGACGCUACCGAUUCCUCCGGUGACGAGAAUGAAGAAGCCUUCUCUACGCGUCGGAGAAUCAAGAAGUACGUCACGGAGGUCACGUUUGCGGCGUGGGGACGAGAUUACGGUAACGGAAUCACUAAAGGCGCUCUGAGGAAAGCUGCGAUGCGGCGGAGGCGGAAGAACGGCGCGGUGAAGCCGCCGCCGGAGAAGCAGGGUUCUGAUGUGAGGAAAUACAGAGGAGUGCGGCGGAGGCCGUGGGGGAAAUGGGCUGCGGAAAUCAGAGAUCCAGUAAGCCGUCGGAGAUUAUGGUUAGGGACGUUCAAUACCGCCGAAGAAGCCGCCGCGGUUUACGACAAUGCGGCCAUUCAGCUGCGCGGACCGAAUGCGUUGACCAAUUUUUUCUCCCCGGCGGCAGCUUCAGACGAGAAUUGUGCGAAUGUGACGGCGGAGUACGGGGAAGAGUCCAAUAACAACCGCCUAUCCUCUCCCAAAUCCGUCUUUUUCUUCAGCGAAGAAACCGAAGCUGCUGAGCCGGUCCUGCUCCGAGAAAUCGACGCCGUCAAAAUGAGCCGAGCCUUGACCGGCAGAACUGCCGUACCUGAGAUUUCGCCGGAAUCUCCUCUAUUUGAAACUGUUUCGGCGAGCGAAUUGUUGCAGUUGGAGAACCCGAAACCCAUACCCGACCUGUUUGAUGUGACGGGUUGGUCAGACAAGAUCUUCAAGGAAGAAUGUCCAGACAUGUUUAUUGGGUCAAGUCAUGAUAUCGGGUUUGGACUAUCCACAAGCUUAAUGGACGAGUACUUUCAAGGCUGCGGGGAUGUAUUUGGGUCGGAUCUACAAUUUUGAAUCAAUUGUGUAGUGUUUGUUCAUAAUAUUUGUUGUAUUUAAGUAUUUAUUUGUGUUCUUACCUGUUUAUUGUUCAAGUUUGUUAAUCUAUUAUAUUUUUAGGGUCAAAGUGUCAUAAUUUUAAACGUAAAAAGUGGUGUUACCGUGUUAAGUUAAUCGUGACAAAUAUUAGAAAAGGAGAAAUGCGCAAGCAAGUGAUGUUAAGAGGAGCUUUGGAUUAGGUGAAGCAAUGUAAUGGAA
Molecule: messenger RNA, 1477 nt
Organism: Cuscuta epithymum
Lineage: Eukaryota; Viridiplantae; Streptophyta; Magnoliopsida; Solanales; Convolvulaceae
Source: the annotation of a GenBank genome assembly